AUGCCAGCCGCCACGGUGGGCCAGACACCGUCUCUGACGACCUUCCUCAAAUCCCUCAAAACCAGCUCCGUCGAAAGCUCCAUCGAAUUGCUCGCGUCGCUGCUCAAGCGCCGACAGAUCAAGAACUCCCGACAAUGUGCCCUGGCCACGGCACAGCUGCUCCGUCGGGUUGUUGGCGCUGAGCGGAUCAAGGAUCCGCAAAAACUCAUCGACCGGAUCCGAGAUGUUGGCCGGCGACUGGUAGCUGCUCAGCCACGGGAAAUGGCGGUGGGUAAUAUCGUUCGCCGGGUCUUGGGCGUAGUGAGAGAAGUGGUGGAGGAACAGUUGGGAGACGACGGCAGUGGGAGCAGCGGGCCGAGCACGCCAACAUCUCCUACCUCUCGCGCACCCAAACGACCCAUGAUCUCGCAUACCUUCUCUAGCUUUACACCUCUGAGCCAUGGAGCAGCAAUGCCAUACGAUAUGCAUCCUCGCCCGGGCACGCCCGGCAGCAGUUCGCCAUCUGGAGUGGACCGUUUGGCAGAUGCCACUGCCGCUGCGCGAAGGCCAGGACUUGCGACUUCGGCUUCAUACGCCAGUAUAGCACCAACAAAUGCCUCCCUCCUUAGCUUCUUGGAGCACCCUUUGGGCCGAUCACCAGGCGCCACGCCACCGGCCACAAGCUCGCCUCGCAUGACACCAGUUCAGAGCAGUAUGGAACUGAAUAAGGAGAAAAUCGACAUCAAGGCUGAAGUCAUCGACGGCAUAAAAGAUCUCCUUGACGAGCUUGAGGUGGUCGACAGUCAAAUCGCCGAGUCAGCCCUCGACCAUAUUCACAGCAACGAGACCAUCCUCACUCACACAUCCUCUCAAACCGUGCAGAAAUUUCUGGCCACCGCAGCCCGGAAGCGCAAGUUUACCGUCAUCCACGCAGAGGCUUACCCGAACGAUCACGAGGCUACGCACGCCACCAUCCUAAACGGUGGCAAGAAGUCUACUGGCGACGACGAUGAAGUUGACGACCGCUGGAAGCCGUUGACCGCACUCGGCAUCACCGUCAUCAUGAUCCCGGACACCGCGGUUUUCGCGCUCAUGUCGCGCAUCAACAAGGUCAUCCUUGCUCCCCACACCGUCCUAGCCAACGGCAGCCUUCUCGCAGCAGCAGGCGCCAGCACUAUCGCGCUCGCCGCUCAAGCACACCGCGUACCUGUUGUUGUGCUCUCUGGCGUCUACAAGCUCAGUCCUGUCUAUCCAUUCGAUACCCAGGAGCUGAUCGAAUACGGCGACCCUGGGAAGGUGGUGCCAUUUGAGGAAGGGGAGUUCAUGGACAAGGUGGAUGUGGUUAAUCCGGUCUACGACUGGGUGGAUGCGGAGCUGGUGAGCCUGUACGUGACGAACCUGGGCGGUUGUGCACCGAGCUUCCUGUACAGGAUCGUUGCAGAUCACUAUCGAAUGGAGGAUGUAGAUUUGGGUGCGAAGUCGGGAUAG
Messenger RNA from Saxophila tyrrhenica, 1467 nucleotides. It is a transcript of the gene GCD7, whose product is annotated as GCD complex subunit gcd7. The record is from RefSeq and is a predicted model, not a curated record. Lineage: Eukaryota; Fungi; Ascomycota; Dothideomycetes; Mycosphaerellales; Extremaceae. The transcript has a single exon. Gene Ontology annotation, biological process: translational initiation. Bases 1 to 1467 code for a protein of 488 amino acids. Gene Ontology annotation, molecular function: guanyl-nucleotide exchange factor activity; translation initiation factor activity. Gene Ontology annotation, cellular component: eukaryotic translation initiation factor 2B complex.